UAAAAAACGUAUCCACUUCACGACACUGCUCAAAACGAAUCCUGCAACUGUGCUUCACUGUACAUGUUUUUCGGAAGCAUGUGCUGUUUGUUUUGUAUAUCAUGAUAUUUAAUUUUACUUGUAAAUUUUAAAGAUCUUCGAUUUUUCAUACGUAAAACAUAAAAUGGAUAAUACAGUAACUAUCGCUGCAUCAAUGAAAUCUGAACAGAUUCAAAAGCAGCAAAUGCUGAACAAUUGGCUGAGAGAGAGACUUGAGUUGAAUCAGAAAGAACUUAACACAUGGAUUGAUAAGAAGAAGCAGCUUGAAAAGGUAAUAGAAGGGCUUCGAGAGUUUCCAUUGUCCGUCUCAGAGAAGUGUAUGGUACCAAUCAGCAAGUUAGCAUUCAUGAAAGGAAAAUUAAUACAUACCAAUGAGAUUUUGGCUUGUCUAGGGGACGGAUACUUUGCAAAGUACAGUGCGUCACAAGCGAUUGCAUUGUGCAACAGAAGAAUAUCAUAUAUAGAUGAAACAUUGAGACGUUUAGAAAAUGAGAGAAUGCUGUAUGACGCGAGACUACUUCUGUCAGCAGAACAUGAUGUCUUUGGUGAACAGGACAAGAAAGAUAUAUUUGAACAUUUGGAUGAGGACGAACUUGCUGAGUGGAGAAUACAACAUAGACAACAUGAGAAGGAAUAUCGCCAAAAAUUGUCAGAAUUAAAAGAAAAAGAAAAAACUAACACAUGUACAGAGGAGGAACUUUUUAAAAGGCUCGAUGAGUUGGAGUUGGAAGAGGAACUAGAAGAUGAAAUGAACAGACUGGAAGCUGAACGGCAAGAAUUUUAUGCUGAUGAUUUGGAAGAGGGUGAAGUUUACGAUGAGUCUGAAGAGGAUGACGAGUCUGACUCGGAUCCAAUUACAGUAGAGAUGCUCCAAGAGGAAUUGAAAAGGUUGAAAGAUAUUCAGGCGAAUAAAGUCACGAAUGACACGUCAAAUAUAUCGAACUCUUGUGACGCAACUCAAGAUGAAACAUUAAGUACAAAUUCGACAGAAAGCAUACAACCUGAUGUAAAUUCUACUGAAGAGGCGUUGAAAGAGAGUAGUUCAACUGAAUCAGAGUAUACAUCUAAGAGUACAGAUGGAACAGAUACAACGAGGCGAAAGAAAAAAGUAUCGUUUGUGGAAUUGAACGAUCAAAGUAAUGCAGGUGACAAACCGUCGAUAUUGGAGGUGAAACAAGAUUAUUCCGUAGAACAAGAUGACACGCAUAAUGAAGAUAACGAUGACGAUAUCAGAAUUGAGUUUUUACACUCAACUCAUGUACCAAACAUACCUGAACCAAAUAAUACAGAAAUUCAGAGUCCAGCGGAUAUUUAUAAAAUAUUCAGCGUACCCAUAAAGCCUAUUUUGAAGAGAUCUCCCAAUGAUAUGUUUUCCAAUCAAGCAGUACCUCCUUUACGUGAAGACAGCAGUACAGAUACAGAAGAUGAAUCGAGUGGUGUCAAACCUUCUGCAUAUGAUUUUGUAAUAAAAAAUAUCCAGGAAAAGAAAGUAACGACAUCCUUCGACAAUACCGUAGAAAAGAAGAACAUUAGGCCAGUGAGCAGAUUUAAAAUGGAACGAGUUCGUAGUGCAAAAUGAUGUACAAAGAGUGCAGUCAAAUGUCCGUGAGCAAUGUUCCCCAUUCUUUCCCACUCGAUUUUAUAGCCAAUUUUGACAUCAGAUAAAAAUAUUCACAACACACAUAAAAAUCCUGGAGUCGUUCUUUUUUACCGCAAAUUUAUUAAUACUAUACUUGUUACUGGUUGCACAGAAUUAAAAGUCCUUUCGCACAAUCACAACACACAGGUCGACAAAUUAUAAAACUUUCUCAUUUUUCAAAUAAAGUCAACCCGUCUUCGCCUAUAUUGAUGUGUGUAUUGUAACUGUGCAAAUGGACUUUUAAUUCUGUGCAGCCAGUAACAAGUACUAAAAAAUUUAUAGUCGAAACUUUUGGAACGAUAAAUAUACCUUAAGACAUAUACGAGAGUAAGCUAAUAAUUACCCAUAUUUGUGUUGUAAAUUUGUACAGGUUGGCAGUAUAUUUUUUUUCAAACGAAAUAAAGAAACUUGUGACAUAUUAUAUAGACUAAAUACAUCAGAAAUCGGUAGAACUAUAUUGAGAAAUAAAAUAAUUUGUAAAUUUUCGUACGGUUUUUAUGAUGAACUUUGCAAAGUGCGGAUGAUUAUCAUUGACUUAUCAUCAUAUAUUUGUAAUCAGGUUGGCGAGUACUUUAAUUCGAUACAAAAUCGAGCGGGGAAAAAAUGGGAAAGAUCUUAGCAAAACUCUUCAUCUAUUGUAAAUUAUGCGAAACUUCACGGAGACCAAUAAAUGUAUUGCAAAUUUCCCUUUGUAACGCGCGUGUAAUUCAGUCGCGCGAAUCUUACGUGAUGGCAAAAGAGAAUGUCAUCGAGUAAUCUCGCAGGGAAUACUUUCAACCUUCGAUCAGCGCAAUAUCUUUAAGGCAGGAACUUAACAGUUAAUUUUACUCGUGAACUUCAAUCGAUGGAAUUAAAAGCUUGAUAUUUUACAGAACAGUAAGCACUAUUUACAAUACGUUUAACAACGAAAC
Messenger RNA from Dinoponera quadriceps, 2589 nucleotides. RefSeq names its product unconventional prefoldin RPB5 interactor (gene uri). Gene Ontology annotation, biological process: negative regulation of transcription by RNA polymerase II; negative regulation of phosphatase activity. Gene Ontology annotation, molecular function: transcription corepressor activity; chromatin binding; phosphatase inhibitor activity. The record is from RefSeq and is a predicted model, not a curated record. The coding region runs from base 164 to 1618 and encodes 484 amino acids. NCBI's taxonomy places the organism in Eukaryota, Metazoa, Arthropoda, Insecta, Hymenoptera, Formicidae. The transcript has 6 exons.